Orussus abietinus is the source of this 805-nucleotide messenger RNA. RefSeq names its product ATP synthase subunit d, mitochondrial (gene ATPsynD). Bases 82 to 597 code for a protein of 171 amino acids. Gene Ontology annotation, molecular function: proton transmembrane transporter activity. The transcript has 3 exons. NCBI's taxonomy places the organism in Eukaryota, Metazoa, Arthropoda, Insecta, Hymenoptera, Orussidae. The record is from RefSeq and is a predicted model, not a curated record. Gene Ontology annotation, biological process: proton motive force-driven ATP synthesis.
UAUGUCAUGCCGACGCCAUAUUGGAUUUUGUAGUUCUCGGAAAAUCUUCGCUUCGGCUGCUAGCAGUUUUGGCUCGAGGAAAUGGCGCGACCUACUAUAAAAUCGUUUAAUUGGAGCGCUCUUGCCGAAAGGGUCGCCGAAAGUGACAAGAAUUUAUACGCCGCUUUCAAAUCAAAGUCUGACCAGUACUUGCGACGGGUACAAGUUAAUCCAGAAAGUCCUCCAAAAUUCGACUGGACAUUUUACAAGAAGAACAUUCCCUUGGCUGGGAUGGUUGACAGGUUUCAGAAAGAGUACGAGUCGUUAAAGGUGCCGUAUCCUCCGGAUAACUAUACUGUAAAGUUAUCCGAGUUGGAGAAAGACUACUCCAGUAAGAUAGACAACUUCGUUAAGGAAUCCAAUGUACGCAUAGAAGAAUACCGUCAAAAAGCUGACAAGUUGAAGAACCAGAUUCCUUAUGCCCAGAUGACUAUGGAAGACUUUAAGGAUAUUCAUCCCGAGGAAGCUCUUGACCCUCUUAAUAACCCGACCUUCUGGCCUCAUACGGAAGAGUAUCAGAGCGAGUACAUAGAUAAAAUGAAGCCUGAGGAUGAAUGAAUUGGUAUUUCACCUCGUGUGCAGUAGUUCAGAUUUAUUUGUGCUACAAUGUACUACCGUACACCAUGUAAAUGAUUCGAUCGAAACAGGAGAGACUAUGUAAGGUUUGCUCGUGUUUCUGCAUGAGCUCUGAGCUGAACAAGAUACUGCUAUAGUUACAUCGCAGUUUAUACUACUCCAUAAUAAAUGUAUCAAACGUUGUGCUCCA